UGGAACAGAAGUUGUUUACCCUGAGCGAAGGCACCUGCUACGGACUUAACCCUACUGCCGGAGUGUGACAGGAGAAGGUCUCUUUAAAUCCAAUCCGCGGGACUUUACGUAAUUUAGCGAAGGCAACCGAUAGGGAGGCACGAGCGAGAGGAUUUCGCAACAGGGGGUUGACGCGCUACUGUCCGAGACGAACCAACGUAAAGGGAGACGCAUUUCAGUUGAAGGGAGUCAUUGAACGCACAUCCUUCGAUAUAUGCUCACUUUACAUUGAAAGGCAUUACAGAAGGAAGAUAUUUUACUAAAAGUGUUCUUAUCUUCUCACCAUUGUUCACCCCUUGACCCUCACGUGACUUCAAACCAGAAGGUCAAACCAAAUAGCAGUUGGAGGAAACUGCAAAUCAGCCCAAAGGUCAAAGCGGCCCGACAUGGCAGCUAUCGACCUGCCGCGCGGGCUGGAGCAUCGUGGGCAGAGCUGGGGCACCGAGAGGGCCGAGCUUACGGACAGCUUUGACCUGGAGAUGCAGGAGUGGGAGGUCCAGCUACAGGACAUGCAGAUGAAAAUAGAGGAGCUGUACAAUGAGGUUCAAGCUCGUAGGGGAGGAAACGACAUCACCAGUGAGAAAAACUCCAACGACCUGAACUUUGGUCCACAGCACCAAGGCAACGGCUUCUGUGACCCGCCUGGUUGUCACAGCUACGGCAAUAAGGACAGAGCUGUUGGUUCGCCAAAUCUCCAUAGCAACGGCUACAACUAUGCCACCAACGGUUGCAGCUACCCUGUCAAUCAUCAGAAUCGUAGCACUGGAUAUGCUCACAGCAGUGGGGUGGCGGAGUUUGGAGACUUGUUGCAGGACUACCUUGGUCAGGGCCAUGGAAUGACCCGGAAGAACAGUGGUGCUCCCAUCACUCAUGGGAAACAGAUGGCCAAAGUAAGCUGGAAUCUGCCUGGAGACCAGAAUGAGGUCAACAGGAAGCCGGCCAAUGAAAGGGUUGUCCAGGACAGGAUCAUGGUAGGGUUUGAGGAGGCUGAAAACAGAAAAAACAAACACUGCAACAAGGAGAACACAGGGGCCAAACCCCCUUUCAGACAGAGAGACGCUCCCCCUGUACCCCCUCGCUCUACCUCCCAGCUCCCCGACUCCCCAGCUCCAGACAGGAAGGUCCAUAACUCCGGCGUCCUGGUGGACAGGAAGUGCGGUAGCCCCUCUGUCCUCAGGAAGUUUGGUGCCAUGCUUCAGGAGAACGAGGGCAAGACUUUCACUGACACUGGCGUAUUGACCAAUCUGGUGCCCCAGGAACCCAGGUGCCCCACCCCUGCCUGUCAGCGCAGGAGCCUUGGCGCCGGCAGGACUCCCACUCGUGGCCCCGUCCAAAAAUUCCAGGCGGAUUCCUCAGUGCUGACAGCAGAGAUGGACCCCAUCCAAGACUGGGCUGCAGCAGGGCCUGUAAUAGACUCUCGCAAACAGAGCUACGUGGCAGAGCAGCGGGGCACAUCUCUGGCCAGCUAUGGCCACCCUAAAGGACCCCAGCAUGGGGCCCAGCCCCAGAGGAGGACCCAGGUGGGUGGGAGCCCCAAGGCCAGACCCAGGGCCUCGAGUGCGGGAGACAGGGACCUGGUCCAUGGUCAGAGAGUUAAGAGACCUGCACCCCAGCCUGUAGAGCCCAGAGUGGAAUACAGGAACCUGGGGGGCUCUCCUGGAUCUCAGAGGAUCCAGAGGGGAGGGAUGGUGGGGAAGGAUGGAGGACUUGUAGAGCUGCUGGAUAUGCUGGAUAUUGAGCAUGAGUAUAACCCCAGCCCACGAGCUAGUGCAGCACUCUCCCCCUACAGACAGGAGAUGCAGCAGGCCACUCCUCCUCAGUCGUCCCCGGCAACCCCCAGAAGGAAUUUCUGUCGUCCUGCUCGACCCGCCAAUCAACGUCCGCCGUCCAGGUGGGCAAGCUGCACCCCUACUUCCAAGAUCUCCGCCCCGUGUGGUCCGAUGUCUCGGCCCCCAAGCCCUCUGGCACGCCCGCCGAGCCCCAUGACACGAAGCCCAAGUCCUGCCCUGAAGCAGCAGUCCUUCAGCUCCUACCUGCUCCAUGCAGAGACUGUCAUCAUGUGAAAGCCACCCAUACUACCUACACCUUCCCCAUUCUAAGACAUAGUUCAUUCGUCAUCUCAUCCCAUCUUUCUGUAAAUAUUAAAGAAUGUUCUUUAUACCAGUCUAUAAAAAGUGCUUUAAGAGAAUUAUGAAAAGUGGUUCACUUAUAUGUAUAUGGUGUUUAUUUAAAUGGACACCAAAUAAGUCUUCAGUGUUGCGGUGGCCUUCCCUUCUGUGCCAAACCUGGUCCUGCUCAAUUUUGAUUUAAUAUUUAUUUUACUAUUAGACUUUAUCUGUCUUGUUUUAAAAACAAUGUUUCUUUGGAUGGCUGUGUUGAUGUAGCAUGCCCCUAUAUUUGCGGGUGCAUGUCCCUGUAUUGAACUUGACCCAUUAUCAUCAUGUUGCCUCAGUUUCAAGAUGGCUGACAGACGUCUUCAGUUGCACAUGAGCUGUUGUAAGCGAAAAUCUGUCUAUGGUGUGUUUUACUGUAUUAUUAUCAAAGUAAUGCAUUGGAAACGUUCAAGUAAACUUAGUGAAACAUACAGUAUAUGACUAUACAGUGCUUUUUCUGUCAUUUUCCUUUCUUGAUAAUAAAAAACA
Molecule: messenger RNA, 2681 nt
Organism: Hypomesus transpacificus
Lineage: Eukaryota; Metazoa; Chordata; Actinopteri; Osmeriformes; Osmeridae
Product: actin cytoskeleton-regulatory complex protein pan1-like
Exons: 6
Coding region: 426-2102 (558 amino acids)
Source: RefSeq, a predicted model, not a curated record